GCAGCCAGGUGCCGGCGGCUUGCACCUUCCCACUAUCACAGUGUCGUCUGUCUCACCCCCGCCACGGGUUAAACUCGUCCCCCCCACACACUGUCUCCCCUUAACCUCCCCUCCCCCAUCAGUGCCCCAGUGCCCGACUCUUCCCCCAACUGGGGUGAACGUGGAAAUGUGCUAAGUGUAUUGUGAAUAUGAUAAGUAUAAGUGAAACGUGAAAAAAUGUAAGUGAAAAGUUCAGAACAUUGCUUUGAAAAUUGAAUUUGUGAUUUAAGAUUAAGAUAGUGACGGUUGAAAAUUAUUUACUAGAUAUAUAUAAAUUGAUGCGAGUUAUUGGCUGAAAGAGUGCAUGUAAAAAGAGUUUUUAGUGAAUAUUAAUUUAGAAGAGGGUAGAGGAGAGGGUCGGUGGGGUGAUCAUUUUAGUUGGUUCACUGGGUAAUACAUUCACCAUGGCUGCUCCUGGCGAACACACAGAAGAAGGUGCCCCCUCUCACUCCUUCCUGUACCCUAAACCCGGCGACAUCCUCUCCAGAAGCCACGGCCACGUCACCACUGGCUUCAGCAAGUCCAUACAGACUCAUUCUGUGAGCAGCACCAGCAGCUUCCAGACCUCCACUUUCCUCACAACUGAACCGGUCAGCAUCCUGGGCAAAGGGAGGCAUCAUUCUGGCAGUUCAAUAAUUUCCUCAGCAAGUCCGAAGCAUAGUGUCAAGUUUUCAGAGCCAGAAGGCGCAGUCUGUAGAGAUCGAACCCCAGAGAGCCCUCAUUUCAGGCCUCUCGGACAGGAAAAAUUCAAACACCAAGAUAUUUUCAAGUUCAAAGUCAAUGAGGGAUCAUCCAUACACAGAAAUGUCACUCACGGGAUUGGAAGCAUACCAGAGACGUCAGCUAUCAGUGUCAACGAGAGUACCAACUUCAGGUACACAGAGUCCUCGAAGCUUGUAGGAACUUCUUACCGCUGCCCAGACAGUCCUCGCUCAAAAACCCGGAUGAUCACGCGUACGCCCGACCGCAACUCCAUAAUCGCCUCCAUGGAGUUAAAAGUUCCAUCCUUCCACGACCUGGGAGUCCCUAUGUCGGGCAGCAGCGGAGGAGGACUGACGCCCUUGUUGGGUCCCCCAGAGAGACGGGGAUUGACCAUCCUGUCCCCACACAAUCCAACGCCCGAACUCCAUUUCUCAUCGACCUUCACAGUGAGAACUCGCAAGGGAAAAACCAUCGUGUUGCCCAAGUUGAGGAUACCAGCCUUCCAGUCACACUCCCAUGACAGCAUUUUUCUUGGGUGGUGCCCAGAGUCACUGCUACAAUGGAUGGUACCUUCUGCCCACCCUGCAUCGUUACCACCCAAAGAUUAAAUAUACCAACACCAGCACAAUUCCUUGUCUCAACUAUUACUAGGGACCCCAGUUCAAACCUGAAGCCGCUGGAUAGGAACAUGUUUAUACCUGUUUCCCAGUUAAAAGGACACCGAUGCAAUUAAUGUGACAGUUUUUGUGACAAUGUUUCGCUUCCAAGAGCUUUGGCAAGACUAAAAAAGCUCCUGGAGACUAAUACGUUGCCAUAAUAAAAUGUAA
This is a messenger RNA of Cherax quadricarinatus, 1568 nucleotides long. RefSeq lists its product as uncharacterized. NCBI's taxonomy places the organism in Eukaryota, Metazoa, Arthropoda, Malacostraca, Decapoda, Parastacidae. The record is from RefSeq and is a predicted model, not a curated record.